ACGAAAGAGAGCCGAUAAAAUUAUCUUGCCAACGGCCACGUCGCCAGUGUGUCUGUGUGGCCGGAGAAGGAGGAGGAGGAUGAACGCACUCUUGCUACCUCCCUCUUUACACUUCCGUUUUCCAUCUCUUCAUUUCUGCCGGAGAAUUCUCCGCCGUGAAAAACCAUUCGAGCCGCCAGUCUUCGCCGCUGCUCUCUCUAUCACCACCGCCUCCUCCGCCAGACAAUUCAGCCUCGGCAGCGAACCGCAAGAGGCAGAAGGAUACGACGUCGCUUCACUCCCUAAUCGCAACUACGACUUCACCCCUCUCAUUGAAUUCCUAUCGGCUUCUUAUACUCCCACGUACUCCGACGCCGAGUCGUCUUCUCCCACUCGUCUCGACCCGGCCGAGUUAAAGCUCGCCGAGUCGUACCGAGCUGUCCCCGCGCCGCUCUGGCACAACCUCCUCAAGUCUCUGUCGUCUGCGCCGGAUUCAUUUCCUACCGCCUACGCGCUCGUUACUUGGCUGCAGAAGCACAACCUUUGUUUCUCCUACGAGCUUCUCUACGCCAUUUUGAUUCACGCGCUCGGACGCUCCGAGAAGCUCUACGAAGCGUUCUUACUCUCCCAGCGCCAGACGCUGACUCCAUUGACCUACAAUGCGCUUAUCGGCGCGUGUGCUCGCAACAACGAUAUCGAGAAGGCACUCAACCUGCUCACCAAAAUGCGCCGAGACGGUUAUCAUCCUGACUUUGUGAAUUACAGUUUGAUUAUUCAGUCGCUUACUAGGAGCAAUAGCGUUGAUUCUGCUAUGCUAGAGAAGUUGUAUGCGGAAAUUGAGGCUGAUAUGAUUGAGCUUGAUAUGCAGUUGUUGAAUGAUAUAACAGUGGCGUUUGCUAAGGCGGGGAACGUUGAUAGGGCUCUGGAUUUUCUCGGUAUGAUUCAAGGAAAUGGCAUGAGCCUUAAAAGAGCUACCAUUACAGCUAUAAUAUCUGGUUUGGGGCAUUCUGGUAGGACAGAAGAGGCAGAAGCUGUCUUUGUGGAGUUGAAGGAAGGUGGAUUAACGCCUACUAAGAGGGCAUAUAAUGCCCUCUUGAAAGGUUAUGCAAAAGCCGGUUGUUUAAAUGACGCUGAGGAUGUUGUAUCUGAGAUGAAGAGAAGUGGGGUGACACCAGAUGAAUAUACAUAUAGUCUACUUAUUGAUGCAUGUGCAAAUGCGGGCAGCUGGGAGAGUGCUGAGAUUGUGUUGAAAGAAAUGGAAUCUAAUGGUUUGCAACCUAAUUCGUUUAUCUUCAGUAGGAUAUUGGCGAGUUAUCGUGAUCGGGGAGAGUGGCAGAAAUCAUUCGAGGUGCUCAAGGAAAUGAAGAGUUGUGGGGUUAAAGCCGAUAGGCAUUUCUAUAAUGUAAUGAUUGAUACCUUUGGCAAGUAUAAUUGUCUUGAACAGGCAAUGGAUGCAUUUGAAAGAAUGAAAGUGGAGGGAGUUGAGCCGGAUAACGUGACAUGGAAUACGCUUAUAGAUUGCCAUUGCAAACAUGGCCAUCAUAACACGGCCGAGGAGCUGUUUGAAGCAAUGCAGAAAAGUGGCCGUUCGCCUUGCACCACAACGUACAAUAUAAUGAUUAAUUCUUUUGGGCAGCAGGAGAGGUGGGAAGGAGUAAAGGAUUUACUCGGGAAGAUGCAGAGUCAUGGAGUACUGCCUAAUGUAGUUACAUAUACUACUCUAGUUGAUAUUUAUGGACAGGCAGGGAAAUUUAGUGACUCAAUUGAGUGUUUGCAAGUGAUGAAAUCUGCUGGGUUGAAGCCGUCCUCUACCAUGUAUAAUGCCUUGAUUAAUGCCUAUGCACAGAGGGGAUUUUCUGAGGAAGCAGUAAAUGCAUUCAGGAAUAUGAAGGCAGAUGGUCUGAGGCCCAGUAUAUUGGCUCUUAAUUCUUUGAUUAAUGCAUUUGGUGAGGAUAGAAGAGAUGCUGAAGCCUUUGCUGUUUUGAGGUAUAUGAAAGAAAAUGACCUGAAGCCAGAUGUUGUCACUUACACCACUCUCAUGAAAGCUUUGAUCCGGGUUGAGAAAUUCGGAAAGGUUCCAGCCGUGUAUGAAGAAAUGCUUAUGUCUGGAUGCAAACCAGAUAGAAAAGCUAGAGCCAUGCUGCGAUCUGCUCUAAGAUACAUGAAGUCUACACUAAAGCUCUAGUCCUGCUGCAAAAAUUAUACGACCAAUGAUUGUUCCCUAUAUUUACCUGAGGGCGGUUCAUUAUUGAAAAAUCUUCCUUGACCUUGAUACGAUAUCAGCUGCCCGUCGGGGUUCAAUUUUAAAGUUUGUGAAGGGAAAAUGGCACGGGAUGAUGAAGAAUAUUGAAGACGCAAUUGGCAAAGGCAUUGUGUUCCUUCCCCCUCCUUAGGUGAACAUUCUUGUAACACUCUUUGAUCUUGAGAGAAGGCUUACUUCAUGUCUUCCUUGUGUUAUAUGUAAAGAUUUUGUUUUUUCUUGUAAUUUAAUACGAAAGCACAUACUUUGUAACACAGCUGGCCUUACAGCCCUUAGUUAUGGUGUUAACAUGUCAGUGAAAUGGUAAGUUAGGCAUGUAUGAACAAAGAGUUGAUUCAUCCAACUCCUUGUAUGCUAAAGAACUCUCUUUAACUUUUUUACU
This is a messenger RNA of Ipomoea triloba (trilobed morning glory), 2621 nucleotides long. Its product is annotated as pentatricopeptide repeat-containing protein At5g42310, chloroplastic. The transcript has 5 exons. Lineage: Eukaryota; Viridiplantae; Streptophyta; Magnoliopsida; Solanales; Convolvulaceae. Gene Ontology annotation, cellular component: chloroplast. The record is from RefSeq and is a predicted model, not a curated record. The coding region runs from base 80 to 2164 and encodes 694 amino acids. Gene Ontology annotation, molecular function: protein binding.